Penicillium malachiteum is the source of this 1077-nucleotide messenger RNA. RefSeq lists its product as uncharacterized. The coding region runs from base 1 to 1077 and encodes 358 amino acids. NCBI's taxonomy places the organism in Eukaryota, Fungi, Ascomycota, Eurotiomycetes, Eurotiales, Aspergillaceae. The transcript has a single exon. The record is from RefSeq and is a predicted model, not a curated record.
AUGGCCACUGCAUCUAUCGAUGCGCUGGGUGCUUUCUCCCACCUCCAAACCAACUUGCCUCCGUGGAUCACCCGCAUUUCCGAGUUAGCCACACACGCCGCCGCCAGACAUGCCGAAUACUCUCAAGCCUAUCAAAAACACACCACAUUUAAGCCGCGUCGCCGAAAGAAUAGCUCCGUUCGCUCUAUCCACACCGAUGACCUCGCCCCGAUUGCCAAACAGGAGACACCACCCUCCGACGCAGUGGAGGAAACCACAACCACAAUCUCAACCCCUAAGGACGAGAAAGUGCCAGCACAGCAGGCUGGUCGCAAGCGCGGAACCGACGAAGCCCCCUCGAUCGACUCAGGAGAGCGUCACGCCUUUGUCAGCACCCGACACAACGUGAUCAUCGAAUACGACGGUCAUACACAAAAGGUUCUGGAAGAGGUCGUGAGGGAAAUUGGUAUUGCAAGGAACAACAUCCGCCGCGGUAAGAUGUCACUAAUGCCUCGCGGUGGAGGUCUUCGCGCCAAUCUGUUGAACCGAACCGCUGGUCUGAACACCCAGAUUGGAGGAGUCGGUGGAGUGGGUGGCGAACCGUCACCUCUCUCUUCCCUGUCUUGUGUUCGGAGUACCCGAACCGCCUCUGGCGUGGUUGGCGUGACGGGCACAUCAACUGGCGUUCGCAAGGAGUCACCCUUUGACUUCGCUGACAAGCAAUUGGAAUUGGCGCACAGCCUCUGCGAAACUGCCGCGUACCAAGUGCUUCGAUCAGGUGACUGCGCUACCGAACUCGAUGGGGUAGAAGAGAAUUUCAAGAUGCUCCUGGAAAUGACCAACAGCGAAGUGACUCGUCUUGAAGAGGAAAAAAAGCAACGAGAAGCACAAGCGACCGAAGAAGAGAAGGAGAACCAAGCCACCCAACCUCCGAACCCGACGGCUGCGCGACUUGCGCGCAUUGCGGCGAUCACUGCAAAUACGAGUAAACAACCCACGGCCGUCGCGAUGGGUACUAUCGAAGUUGAUGACGACUCUUCCAUAUCAGCCGAAUCUCUCGACUUGUCUGCACUUCGACGUUCGCGCAUUCGCGUUUAA